UACACGAUUGCGCAUUGAGCAUUUCAAUAACUCGCAACUUUAUCGACUUCUAGCUGGGUGGAGUUGGUGGGGUUAGUAGGGGUGGUAGGGGGUGGAGUAGAGCGACCGUGACGUCACAGUGACGUAGCUUGCCGCGCGCUGAUUGGCCCAGCCACCCGCACUGCUCCCAUUCAUAAAACUGGUGGGAGAAACGCGCGAGGGGCUCAGUGAGUAUCGUGGCAGUGUAGGAAACGGAGGUGUUGCCGCGACGCUCGUCACCUUGGCUCCACUGGAAGACGCCUGGUCGCUUGGGGCUCACCGCUGCCUCUCGCGCCUGAUACCCACAACCAUAUCAGGCCCGGGGUCGUCGCGCCCACAGCCGCCCCCCCAACACUCCCCUCACUCCAGUGAAGACGACCUUAACUUCUCAAACAUGAUUAUGGACGGCAUUGACCCGCUGUCAGCCGUGGCUAUGGCUGAGUCCUCAACCAUGUCGUUCAGUCUGGUGAGCUUUGAGACCUUCGACAAGGGCGGGGAGUGUCUACCCUCCCCGCUAGCCACGGCCUCUGUCUUUGACCGCCCCGUUGAGGACUGUCUUAACACCCCCGUCACUACCACAGAGAUGCCCACAUUCUUUGCCCAGGUCGAGGCUUUGACCGAUCCAUCACCGCCCCCCAUAACAGCGUCGGUGGAGAGCUCGGAGGAGCAACACAGCCCGGCGAGUGGGGGGGACCCCUCCUCCCCCGCCUCCCUCCCCCACCACGAGCAACCCCAACACCCCCAUCACUUGCAGCCGACCCCGGCCUCCACGCCCGUACACCAGGAGGCCGUGAAGCAAGAGGUCCAGGAGGCCACAGGGAGCCCCAGAGGGGCAUCCCCGGGGGGAGUGGCCAGCCCCUGCCGGUCCCCGGGAGGGAGUGCAGGUGACACCGCUAUGUUCCCCCACCAGACGGCGGCGGCGGCGGCGGCGGCGGCAGCAGCGGCGGCAGCGGCGGCGGCGGCAGGCGGCACUACACAACAACCACCCGACACUCAGAAGUUGCAGUACCGCGGGUCGUUCACUACAGCGUCGCAGACCACCUCCCUCACAGCACCUCAGGGUACGACUCCCUCACCCACGACCCUAAACACCUGGCUCUUCUCUAACACCUCCCACGACAAGACCUCCGUCUUGACGCCCUUCCUAGGAUUCCUGCAACAGCCUGCGAGCACCAGCCAACAGGUACUGCCGGACCCCUCCGUGACCGGAGGCUUCACCGGUUACGAUGACCGGUUGCCUGCUCUCUCCCUCUCCACCACAGAUCUUCUCUUGCCCUUCGACACACAGCCCACCGCCCUCAAACAGCCGCCCACCUAUCCGGCUUGCUCCUCCGCAGCCGUUGUCACCACCUCCUCCCUCACUACCACACAGCUGCAGCAGUCACAGCAGAUGUCCAUUCCAGGGACACAGCAACAACAGCAGCAGCAGCCCCAACCACAACCUCAACCUCAACAGCAACAACAACAGCAACAGCAGCAGCAACAGCAACAACAGCAGCAACAACAGCAGCAGCAACAACAGCAGCAGCUAGCGGGCGUGGUACAAACAGGGGCAACACAAGUGGAUUUUAGUCGAGGAAUGGUAGGUAAUGUGGGCAGUAAGUUCCAGUACCCAGUGGGCACUUUCCAGACCCAGGUGUCGUACAGUGUGGGCGGCGGUGUAGGAGAGCCAGUGGCUGGCCCCUCGGGCGUGGUAGUACCUAAGCAAGAACCUCUUUACCAAGACGCUGCCUCGCUGGCAGAGUACAACCAACAUACGAGCAAAGGCCACGAGAUCCUCUCCCAGGUCUACCAGCAGAGUCCUCUCCCCCUGAAGCUCCUUCCCGUCAAACCCCGCAAAUACCCCAACAGACCGAGCAAGACCCCAGUCCACGAACGCCCCUACGCCUGCCCCGUUGAGAACUGCGAUCGGAGGUUCUCCCGUUCGGACGAGUUGACGCGACACAUCCGGAUUCACACCGGUCAGAAGCCGUUCCAGUGCCGGAUUUGCAUGCGUUCGUUCUCGCGAUCCGACCACCUCACCACACACAUACGCACCCACACCGGAGAGAAACCCUUCUGUUGCGACGUCUGCUCCAGGAAGUUCGCGCGCUCCGACGAGAAAAAGAGACACGCCAAAGUCCACCUCAAACAGAAACUAAAAAAGGUGAGUGGAAGUUCGCCUAGCGUGCCACCCCCUAGCACCACCACUACCACCACCACCAGCAGCGUCGCUAUCACAGCGGCGGGCACUAGUUCACAGCAACACCAGCCACAGCACCUCCAACAGACCCCGGCGCAGUUACAGCAGCAGGCGGGACCACAGUCACAGCAGCAGCAGCAGCAGCAACUGCACCACCAACAGCAGGUGGCGCAACAGCAGCAGCAGCAACAGCAGCUGGUGUCUGCGGGGGUAGUGGUCACAACGGUGUAAACAAACCCACCUCACUUCUCCAGAAGACAAUUUUUGUACAAGCUUUAACUAAGCUUUAUGGGCAGGUGAGGGUGGUGGGCGGGCCAGGUGUGGGCGCGGCAGCCUCCCCUCAUCACGCCCGCAUUAAUUCCCUCAUUAACCAGUAACUUAUAGCCGCAGCGGCCGGUGGAACCUCCACCCUCUAGGGUGCGUCAGGGCGGUCGUGUGCCUGGCCUAGGUAAGCCUGGCCUAGGCCAACCUAGCAAAGGUGAGCCUAGCAAAGGUGAACCUAGCAAAGGUGAGCCUAGCAAAGGUGAACCUAGCAAAGGUGAGCCUAGUAUCUAAGCAGCGGUACUCCUUAAUCUGCUAGUAAGUCAGCUCUCCCUCGUGUUCAGGGCAGGUGUCUCACCCCUAAGGGCUGUCGUCUUGGCCUGACCUUAGCCCUCCUCUCCCCCACCGUGACCUCUUCGUAUCAGUGCCAUCAUUCCUCCCCCCCCACCUCCCCGACGCGUACUUGAGCUAAACUAGCAUUAAGUGUCAAGCUGUAAGGUCACUGGUCAGGCCUAGUGACAUCAAUGAUCAACUCGUGAUGUCACUGGUCAAAAAAAUAAGAGAAACGCGUGUCACUGGCCAGGCAGCUGUGUCAUUGGUCAAAGCCGUGUGACGUCACUGAGCAGGCUGCUGUGUCAUUGGUCAAAGCCAUGUGACGUCACUGAGCAGGCUGCUGUGUCAUUGGUCAAAGCCAUGUGACGUCACUGAGCAGGCUGUGCUCCUCCCAUUCAUUGUUUUCUAAUAUCUGGAAUGCUAUGUGAUGUUAGAAUGUGAUUUGUGUUCGUCAUUAUUGUCAAGCUCUAGCUGUCCACUUUUAUUUAUAUUUUUCUACGUGAAUUUUACGUCCGAAACAAAGAGAAAUAUUGAAAAAAAAAUGAAAAAAGAGUACUCAAACUGCCUUUUCUCUCUUGUCUCUCACUAUCUCCACUCUCUGCAGGCUGUCUCCCUACCAAGGAGAAGCGUCUCUGGGUAGAUUGUCUUUCUCUAACUUACCAGGGUCGACCAGAUCUGCCCCGUAAGAGACUAUCUCUCCUCCUCAGGUGUAAUAUACGAGAAACUGUCUUCCCCGUUGGGGGCUAUAUAGAAAAGGCUAAAUUAUUAUAUACAUGGGGAAGCGCUAUGCCCGUAGGGGGUCAUACAGCGCCUGGGAACGGCAGGCAAUCAGAUCUGGUCCGAGGAAAGGGUGGUAGCUCCAAUUCCUUCGAUCAAAGGCCUUCCGUCAGUAUCAUGGUACCUCCCCCCUCCCCUACUCGUAGGGUAGACAGGGGUAAAGGGUGGGAAGUGGCGGUACUGUCCCUGGGCAGGGUAGUGUCUUCUAGGGGGAAGGGAAUUGCCCAAGAGGUCCUCACACCACCAGUCUGGUCAAGAUGGCUGACAGCUGGUAUUUAGCAGACAGUCUGGUCAAGGUGGCUGACAGCUGGUAUUUAGCAGACAGUCUGGUCAAGGUGGCUGACAGCUGGUAUUUUGCACAGUCAGAAUCAUCUGAACUUGAGUGGAAUCUAACUGGAACCUAAUCAGCCUAAAUGGCAUUCAGCUGAGCUUAACCUAAAUCCAGCCACAGUGAGCCAGACUAUAUAUAUAUAUAUAUAUAUAUAUAUAUAUAUAUAUAU
Messenger RNA from Cherax quadricarinatus, 4071 nucleotides. RefSeq lists its product as uncharacterized. NCBI's taxonomy places the organism in Eukaryota, Metazoa, Arthropoda, Malacostraca, Decapoda, Parastacidae. Gene Ontology annotation, molecular function: DNA-binding transcription factor activity, RNA polymerase II-specific; RNA polymerase II cis-regulatory region sequence-specific DNA binding. The record is from RefSeq and is a predicted model, not a curated record. Gene Ontology annotation, biological process: regulation of transcription by RNA polymerase II.